This is a messenger RNA of Arachis ipaensis, 2227 nucleotides long. The record is from RefSeq and is a predicted model, not a curated record. Lineage: Eukaryota; Viridiplantae; Streptophyta; Magnoliopsida; Fabales; Fabaceae.
AUUAGGGUUUCUUCACUUCAGUGCCUCACUCUUUCUUCUUCAUCGUAUAUCUCAAUCCUCCUUACUCCAUCAUUAUUGUUACAGUUUCAUGGUUUCAUGGAUGACGAUAACCUUUUUGUGCCGGUCAAUGCCGCACUGGGAAUGGAUGAGGAUGACGGCGCAGCCGGCCCGGGAGAAGUCAUCGACCCCCGAGAGUGCCGGUGAUAGUGGCAGUGAGGGUGACAGUGAUAAUGGCAGUGAGAGUGAUGAGAGCGAUGGCGGCGACGCCGUUGAAGCCGCCGCUGCCGCCUUAGCCGCUGAAGUCGCUGCCGGAGGGCGAGCUAGCUUGAAUUACUUCGCUCUGGUCACCGUCAUCAUCACCGGCACCACCCGCGUUGCAACCUCCGCCAGAGGCGCCUCCGCCACCGCCCGCGGCGCCGCCUCCACCCGUGCCGUUUCCCUCAUCAACGUUGCUGUCUCCUUCGUCGUCACCAUCGUCGACAUCCAUGUCGUCUCCGUCGCCGCCUUCAUCGUCUCCGUCGCCGCCUUCGUCGACGGCCCCAGCGGGGACGGUGGCGGGGGCGGGGACGACGAAGGCGGGGAUGCAGACGACCGACCAAGGCGGCAAUGGCAACGACAUGGAUGUCGAUGGUGAUGACGAAGGAGACAGCGACGUUGAUGAGGGAGACGGCGCCGGUGGAGGCGGCGCCGCGGGCGGUGGCGGAGGCGCCUCUGGCGGAGGUUGCGAAGCGGGUGGUGCCGGUGAUGAUGACGGUGACCGGAGCGAAGUAAUUCAAGCUAGCUCGCCCUCUUACUCCUCCUCCUCGUUAAUCAGCUGGAGAGAGGUGUAGGUGUACUUUUGGAUGGUUUUGCGAGGUUGGAUUCGCGUAUUUCAAGUGUUGGCCAGAGAGCUGCGAAGAUUGGGGAUCAUCUCCAGGAUUUACUUGCUAUAUGAGUUGGAAGUUCUGCCUGUGAUUCUCUGCCAUCACUUGAAGCAGAACUGGACUAUUUCUUCUUUUUUGCUGUUUGUUGCAGUAGUAUGUUCGGAAGAAUGGCCAAUGUCUUUGUUGUUGCUCAAGAGGCUUGCAAAUUUGUUUGAGGGUACACUUCGCAUUCGCAAAGGUGUACAGAGUAAAUCUGACGAUAAUUUUAUGGUAAAUUUGAAAUGCGAGCCCUUUUCCCCUUCCCUUCAAAUCCACUCUCUCCCUCUCCUCCAUUGAAGGUGGCCGCUGCAAACCUCCUCUGUUGCCGCCGCAACCGCUCCACUGUUGCUGCCGCAGUGUAGAACUUGGCCGCCGUUGUUGUGGGAGACUCAGAGCACAGCUCUGCCGCAUCUCCACCGACCGCCUCCGCUGUCCUGUCACCGUUGGAAGUCACCACUGUGCGGCCAUGGUCACCGCCGAGGACCACCGCAUCUAGAGAUGAGCAGUUUCUCCAUUUGCUUUACUUUUAUUAAAUGUUUAUCUAAAUUUUUUUUAUGAAAUAUGUAAUUAGGGUUAUGUUGUAUUGUUUGUUAGAUUAAUUUAGUUUUAUUAAGAAUUAAAUAAGGUUAGGUAAAUUUGUGAAUUAAGAUAAUUAUUUAGAUAAAUUAGCUUUUUCUAUUUAGGGUUUUAUUAAAAAUUUUAUCAAAAUUUUUCAUUAAAUAAGGUUGGUUUAGUUUAAGGUUGAAGUUAGAAUAAUUUUGGGUUGAAUUUAGAUAAAGUAAGUUUUUAGGGUUUUGGGUUAAGGUUAAGCAGUAAAUUAUGUAGAUUUACAGUUUACAAUUUAUGGGAUUAGUUUAAGGUAAUUAUCUUCAUUUGAUUUUUAUUAGUAUUUUUAAAAAUGUUAUUAAUUUUUUAUUAUUAAUUUUUAUCAAUUUUUACUUAUUACUAACUUCGUUUCUGUUUUAGGAUUUUCUUUGUUUCUGAACGUUGUGUAGCCUUAUUGUGGGUUGUUCGUGCUCCUUAUAUACGUGGGUUGUUCGUGCAAUAUCGAAGUUGGUUUUCUUUCUCUAGAUAUGUUAAAUUGUUUAAGUUUUCUUUCUAGGAUAGGGUUUUAGGACUGAAGAGGGAGAAAGUUGCCUAGUGCUGAAUUUUUAUUAAAAUUGUUUAAAGAUAUGUUUGGUUGUAACAGUUGAAAAUUAUAUUUGGUGGAGAUCGCUAAUUAUAGUUGAAACUUUACCGAAAUUUCCAAAAAUUUAAAAAAGAUGUAUUGGUUGUUUGUAUGCUUGCAAUUGUUUUUAAACUGUGAAAAUUGAAAAAAAAUUUGG